AUGGUUGGUACCUGGGCGGCCUACAGCGAACACAGCAGUUUUGCUGAACUAAGGGAUUUCGUUACCACUCUGCGGCCUCUCAAAGUCCAGCAGACUGUUUUCGGAGGUGCUGCUAAGGAGGCCAAGGAGCACAUAAAUUCAUGGCUUUCCGGAACGCCAGAGCUCCCUUUCUUCGUCCUCGUAAUUCCCAAACGACGACGACGACGACGACGGCUAACCCCGGCUGCAUCAGUGAUGCCAUCACCACUGCCGUCGACACGAUCCGUCACAUCUGAAGUGGUGCACUGCCUUAUCGGCAUCUUCGAAGAGGAUAACAAGAACUGCGGUUGA
Molecule: messenger RNA, 330 nt
Organism: Dibothriocephalus latus
Lineage: Eukaryota; Metazoa; Platyhelminthes; Cestoda; Diphyllobothriidea; Diphyllobothriidae
Source: the annotation of a GenBank genome assembly